UUAACAUGUCACACAAAAAACACACACAAAAAAAGAAGGAAAAAAGAAUCCACCACCAAAGCGAAGAAAACCAGGAAGUGGUCCAGGUAUUUUCUCCGCCGUCAGGGCUCCUCAGGUGGAAGAAGCACUCCGCAGUGAACCUGUGCGCGGACUUAUUUUGGACCGGUGUCGGUCUUCAUUCAUCCAUCGCAGGGCGAGGACCUGGAUUUGGCAGCAGGGCGUGCUGCAGCUUGUACUUUGGUAUUUGGCAGUCAACGUCCAAAGGUCAACCAGCGUGAAACCGAGAUUUGAAACACCUUACGCAAGAUGGCUUCUGUUUGGCAAAGUGUCCUGUCCGCGCACCAGAGGCUAGUGGACAAUGGAGACAAGAGGACGGACCCGUGGCUGCUGAUCUACUCCCCCGUCCCGGUGUCGAUCAUCAUCCUGCUCUACCUGUGGGUGGUCUGGGCCGGACCUCGUCUGAUGAAAGACAGACAACCCGUGGACCUCAAAGUCAUUCUCAUUGUUUACAACUUUGCCAUGGUCGGCUUGUCUGCCUACAUGUUCUAUGAGUUCCUGGUCACAUCCUGGCUCUCAAACUACAGCUACCUCUGCCAGCCUGUAGAUUACAGCACCAGCCCGCUCGCAAUGAGGAUGGCCAAAGUCUGCUGGUGGUUUUUCUUCUCCAAGGUCAUCGAGCUUAGUGACACGAUCUUCUUCAUCCUGAGGAAGAAGAGCAACCAGUUGACUUUCCUUCAUGUUUACCACCACGCCACUAUGAUCCUCAACUGGUGGGCGGGGGUCAAGUAUGUGGCGGGCGGACAGUCGUUCUUCAUCGGCCUGCUCAACACCUUCGUUCACACUGUGAUGUAUUCUUACUACGGCCUGGCUGCCAUCGGCCCUCACAUGCAGAAGUACCUGUGGUGGAAGAGAUACCUCACUUCUCUGCAGCUGGUGCAGUUUGUGCUGUUCAUCCUGUACACGGGCCAGAAGCUGCUCGUAGAGUGCGACUUUCCCACCUCCAUGAACAUACUGGUGUUUUGUUACUGCAUCACCCUCAUCAUCCUCUUCAGUAACUUCUACUAUCAGAGCUACCUCAACAAGAAGAAGCAGAAGUAAGAUGCCUAAGUUUCUUGUGUCUGCAGUACUGACCAGCAUCCACUAGAGGGAACAAUAUGACCGCAGUCUGGAGGCUUUUCUCAUGGUGCUCAUCAUCAACUGCCAGGCAAACAUUAAAAAAAAAAUGACAGAUAUAUAUAUAUAUAACUAAUGUGAACAAUUUUAGUACGUUAUGCAUUUUUUGUAUUUUAUAUAAAAUGUCACAUGCCAAAGUAGA
Molecule: messenger RNA, 1315 nt
Organism: Morone saxatilis (striped sea-bass)
Lineage: Eukaryota; Metazoa; Chordata; Actinopteri; Moronidae
Gene: elovl8b
Product: ELOVL fatty acid elongase 8b
Exons: 8
Coding region: 307-1098 (263 amino acids)
Biological process (GO): very long-chain fatty acid biosynthetic process; fatty acid elongation, saturated fatty acid; sphingolipid biosynthetic process
Cellular component (GO): endoplasmic reticulum membrane
Molecular function (GO): fatty acid elongase activity
Source: RefSeq, a predicted model, not a curated record